AUGUCCAGCUCUCCAGACAUGGCCCAUGGCCCUCCUGGGAAGAUGGUAUUAACAUUAUUGAAACAGCCUGGUAUAGAGGCACACGGGCCUCCUUAUCCUCCACCAGGUGCUGGGCUUGGUGGCCGCCCUACACUAUCAGUAGACGUUGCUAUCUCUGCCGUUUUCAUUGCCAUAUUCCUCGUUGGAGCUGUUUCGCAUUUUACCCUAUUUCGAAAGAACCUGAAGCGCAAUUACAAGUUCAUCCCGUCUGCAGCAACUGGGGGAUUCUGCAUAGCUCGUAUCGUGGCCAAUACCCUUCGAAUUGUGUGGGCCGCGAAGCCAAUGAACAUCGAUGUCGCAAUUGCCGCACAAGUCUUCGUUGCCGCUGGGGUCUUGAUACUGUUUGUGAUCAAUUUGAUAUUCGCGCAACGUAUGCUUCGUGCUAGCCAUCCCGUCGUGGGAUGGUCUCGUCCAGUAUCAUACGCCUUUAAAAUACUCUACAUCCUUAUUGGGUUAACAUUGGUUACCGUCAUCACAGCGACUGUGCAAAGUUUCUUCACCCUGGUUCCUAAUACUAGACGGAUAGAUCGUGACUUACAGCUUUUCGGUGGCAGUCUGCUGACUUUUGUUGCAUUCCUCCCGAUACUUAUACUUGCAUUUAUUCAUCUGGCUCCUCAAAGGCAACCACGUGAUCAAUUUGGCUCUGGAUCGUGGUCAGCAAAAGUGAUCAUCGUAACCGCUGCAGCUCUCCUUUUGACGCUUGGUGCAGGGUUCCGUAUCGGAGUCAGUGCCUCCCCUAUCCGAGCCGCUACCAAUCCUGCGUGGUACCAUCAUAAGGCGUGCUUUUAUAUUUUCAACUUUGUCCUCGAAGCCAUGGUCGUCUACAUAUUCCUCUUUGGCCGGGUCGAUCGCAGAUUUUUCGUUCCCAACGGGAGUUCUAAAGUGCGCAACUACUCUGAUAACCGGAUAGAACCCAAGACAUCGGACAACGACGAAGAGGGCCAAAGUCAAGUUGUCAUGUCAUGA
Molecule: messenger RNA, 1005 nt
Organism: Trichophyton verrucosum HKI 0517
Lineage: Eukaryota; Fungi; Ascomycota; Eurotiomycetes; Onygenales; Arthrodermataceae
Exons: 2
Coding region: 1-1005 (334 amino acids)
Source: RefSeq, a predicted model, not a curated record